UCAUAAAUUUUAAUUAAAUAAAUAUUAACAAUAAGGAAUAUUAUAAUUUAAAUAUUUAAUCUUUGGUGUAUAAUUUUAAUAGACUUCGCAACAUGUAUGGAAAUAAUAAAUAUUGCUGAAUCUUUCGCGUUUGUGCUGAAUUGACCUCGUCAACACGAAGCGAGACGAAAAACGAUAACGAUGAGCUCUGAAUCCAAAUAGGAAUUUCAAAAUGGCGUCAGUGAUUUUUGGUGGAAUUUCAGUGUGUGUUUAACUUAGUUUACGCGGUAUUUGUGCUGAUUAAAAUUUAAUAAUUGUGAGAAAAAUAUUAAAUGUGAAGUGGUUUAUCGAUAGAAAAACAAAAAAUAAAUAGGAGCAGAUGUGCCUUUACUCUUUUAAUUAGUGAUAAAACGCUUAAAAUGGCGUAUGCAUGUGAGGAAGCGGAAUAACUUUCUUUUUUCACAAAUUUAUAAUUUUUACUGCUGGACCAGUACUUGGUUAUCUUAAGAAAAGGUGAACAACGUGUUGUUGAAUAUUAUAACUUGCACUGCUUGCUGCAUUUUGUGACAAGUGGCAAGUGGUACAGUCCGAGUUGGGACGCGUUUUACAUUUAUUCUAAUCGCCAGCGUGGGAACAUACGGAUCAUAUAUAUGUACAUAUAUUUUGUCAUAAUUUUUUAAACAUCGUUGAAAACGGCAGAAAUCACUAGUGUUAAAUUUGCCUAUGAUAAAGUGAAAAAGGCGGGUAAAUCGAGAAGACACUCCAAAAAUGUGUGCAGCACACAGUAACCCACAACAGGGCUUCGGCUAUACUUGGGGAUUCGCAGAUAAUACCCGUACGGAGUCUGUACUGGAGAUUCCGGCAAAUAUAAAUUACACAGUCAGCAGUGAAUCCAUGCCAUAUUUGCUAUCUACAGAUGGCUCUUUAACUGUGCAGAAGGACGUUAAAGGUGGAUUGACGGCUCAAAAAGGAGGUGUUGUACGACGUAUGUUUGUUGUAAAUGAACCAUUUGCACCAGGACCACAACGGGUCAUAACUGCAGGUACUACUACACCAUCGGUGGUGAAGAAACAAGACCAACAAGUGCUCAGUAUUAACUGCGACAAAAAUUACCUACUUGUAGAUCAAUCAGAUCAGUCACACUCUCUGACUAAUGGUAUCGUCGACACGAAGUCACAGACCAUUCUAACGACAACAGCUGGCGCUAAAACGCAUUUUAGUCCCAUCGGGCCGAUUCAUCUCACUGCAGAGGAAUGCAACGAGAUUUUAAUGAAACGAGCGCUUGCCGCAUCUCAACAGACUCACACGAUCACUACUGCAGACGGACAUGGGACGACAAGUGACAUUCUGCCGGGUAUAUCGGUACAAGUUCAAAAAGUGAUUCAAGGUUUAGAAGAGGCGGAUGAUUCACAAGGGGAUACACCCAACUUGAAGUUGGAGCCCGGUACAUUAGAGCUAUCUCCAAAAACAGAGUUGCAAGAUAACAUGAAUUAUAACGAGAAUGAUGCCACAGUUAAGAAGGAGCGACCAUACAGUUGCGACGAAUGCGGCAAAUCGUUUUUAUUGAAACAUCAUUUAACAACACACGCGCGAGUCCACACAGGUGAACGGCCGCACGUGUGUGUACAUUGUAGCAAGAGCUUUGCUCAUAAGCACUGCCUCAAUACACAUCUGCUAUUGCAUUCAACUGAUCGGCCGUUUCAGUGUACCGAAUGCAAGAAAAGUUUUACUUUGAAGCACCACCUGUUGACACAUUCACGUGUUCAUAGUCGUGAUCGGCCAUUUGUGUGCCCCGAAUGUGGGCGAACGUUCCCAUUGAAGCGACAUUUAGUGACCCAUAGUAAAUUUCAUGCUGGUGAACGACCAUACGUUUGUGAGGAAUGUGGCGAAAGUUUUGCUCAGGAGAAUCACUUAAUAAUGCAUUCACGUUUCCAUGGAUCGCUGAAUCCAUUUGUUUGUCCAGAUUGCGGAGCUACAUUUCCUCGCAAAUUUCAAUUGGUUAAUCAUGGCCGCAUUCACGGUAAAGUACCACACUCCUGCACCCUGUGUGGCAAAGAGUUCUUGCAGAAGCGCACGCUGGUUUCUCACAUGAGGAUUCACACCGGCGAUCAGCCAUAUCCUUGCAUUAGUUGCGGUGAGGGCUUUAUGUCUAAAGCCGAAUUAAAUCAACAUGUGCGUAAUACACACGGGGGCGUAAAUCCAAACUCCUCAAACACUGCGAUACAUUCUACGCAGCAACAUCAUACGCAACAACAGACGCAAGGGUCACAUCCACAAACCAUUACUGUAGUCAGUAAUCCAGCGAACCCGGCAUUAUUAUCUGUGGGCGGUGAUAAUAAUGCUGCUCGGCCUCAAUUUGGCUGUCGUGAAUGUGGAAGUGCCUUUAAUAGUAGAGAAGCGUUAGCGCUUCAUUUGCGAUUACAUACAGGUGACAAAAGCCUUAUGACUGAUUUGUGCGCUUUAACUGCGGCACUGCCCGGCCACUUCCUCAACACCGGCCUUAAUCCAGGCGCCACUGUGGUUGCUACCAACCCCAAUAUAGUGGCUCAGAAUACAGUGCCCGUGCAGAUCAUUUCAUCAACCGGACAAGUCAUGACACAAACAACAUUGGUACAGGCUGCCGCAGCAACGCAUCCACAGGGUGUUGUUACCAAUGUGCCUGGAGUGAUGCAUCACCAACAGCCGCAACAGCAACUGACGAAUGCAGCGCCACAACAACAUCAUCCACAGCAACAGCAGGUAACGCCGCCCAAACCAAAGUCACAUUUUUGCGCCAGCUGCGGUAAAGGAUUUGCCGCUAAGCACGGUCUUAUGCAGCAUAAUCGAAGACAUCCUAACGGUGGCUGCACCGUGCGCACACAUGUAUGCGAGUGCGGCAAGGCAUUCUUCCAGAAGAAUCACUUGAUGCUACAUCAGCGUCAGCAUUUGGAAACCAAACCGUCAGCUGCUGUCGCUCAACAGCAGCAACAACAACAACAGCAGCAACAACAACAGCAACAACAGCAGCAGCAGCAACAACAACAACAGGAUUUAACACACGAACAGCACAGCCGCUCGCGCAAACAACAACAACCACAAUCGGCUAUGUUGAUAGGCAAUCAUCAAGCGCUGCACCUGCAAGUUUUGCAAGGCACUAAUGCAGCUCAUGUUAUUAAGUACGAAAUAAAUAUACCACAGGAUAAUCAAAGUGGAUAAGCGUUGAUAGAGUAGAAAUGGUUAAUGGUUGAUUCAUUUUAUGUAUUAUCACUAACCCAAAGGACAAAUUUCAACAUUCAUGUGAAUGGCGGCUGGGAGGAUGUGGGUUCAAAUUGUACGGUACACAGUACAGUACUUGUUUCAUUCGUUUAAGUUUAUUACGUUUUUAGUAUUUAAGCUUUAUUGUUUCGCUCUUUAUUGUGUGCACACAUUUCGCAAUGACAGUAGAAAUUACCAAUUGUUUCUAUUUGUGUAUAUAUUUGUUCAAUUUAACUUAACUAUCUAUAUCAAUUGUAAUUUUAAGCCCUCAACCAGACGAGCACACAUAAUUAACAAAUUCCUGUUACUAAGCUAAUUUACAGGGGAGAUACAAUUAGUAUAUGGGUUGGUUACACAUUAAGUCGUGCACAAUAAAGGAUCAUGUGUCUGCGUUAGUUAUGUUCCGAGUUCUCUUAUCCCUCACCUUUGCCCUUUUAUAUACAUACAAUAUAUAUGUAUAACGAUAAGAGUGCUUAGAUUAUAAAUCAGAAAAGAAUUUCACCUUCAUGCCGACAUUUUAUUAUAAAUUAAAAUGUCUGAUUAAUACAUAGUAUAUAUAGUACAUGGAAUGUAUGUAAAAAUAUAUGCGAUUACAUACAAAAGAAAACAACAACUAAUAAUAAUAAUAAAUACAUAAUCAUGUGCUAGCAUGACAAAACAUAGUUGUAUAAUAUUAGACUUAUGUGCAUAAGAAAUGAAUGAAUAGUAAUAACUAAAUAUAUAUUUUAUUAUAAGCAUAAAAAAUUAAUGAAAAAUAAGAAUAAAAUAAAAAACAUAAAAUAUUAAA
Molecule: messenger RNA, 4000 nt
Organism: Bactrocera neohumeralis
Lineage: Eukaryota; Metazoa; Arthropoda; Insecta; Diptera; Tephritidae
Gene: cg
Product: zinc finger protein 605
Exons: 12
Coding region: 748-3174 (808 amino acids)
Biological process (GO): regulation of transcription by RNA polymerase II
Cellular component (GO): nucleus
Molecular function (GO): DNA-binding transcription factor activity; RNA polymerase II cis-regulatory region sequence-specific DNA binding
Source: RefSeq, a predicted model, not a curated record